Molecule: messenger RNA, 456 nt
Organism: Pipistrellus nathusii (Nathusius's pipistrelle)
Lineage: Eukaryota; Metazoa; Chordata; Mammalia; Chiroptera; Vespertilionidae
Source: the annotation of a GenBank genome assembly
AUGGCAAAAAAGAAAAAAAAAGAAAAGAAAAAAAAAAGCUCCUUUGAAUGUCCUCCCCUUGGCGUGAAGAGACCCCCCCCCCCCCCGCAACCCCAUCCCCACCCCCCACCCCGGCGCUUCCGGACUGGUCUGUCUGCACCGCAGCGCGAAGCCGAGUUGGGAAUGUUUUGGAGACUGAAGGAAUCUCGCCCUCCUCUCUCUCUUCGCCCCCUUAGUGAUUUUAUUUUUUUGUCGUUUUGUGUUUCUUGGUCAGGAGAGGAGUUGUGGGGGCCGUCAAGGGGGAAGGGGGGCGGUGAAAAUCUGCAGCGCGCGCCCCUGGGGACUUUGUCCUUUGCGCCCCGUGCGCCCCUCUCCGCCUCCCCCACUUUUCCUGCAGAAGACGAGGCGCGGGGAGGCGAGCUUGACCGACGGCAGAUGUUGGGGGGCCCGCGCUGGGUCCAGAGCCCGGAGGACUGA